AUGGCAACAGGAAAUUCUGUUUUGAAUUGUACAAAUUCACAUUUGGCGAAUACAAGAGAUUUGUGCGCGUUUGUGAUUGUAUCGGAUAAAUCGCUUGGCUCGGGACUGAGACGGAUAUCCGCAGUGACGGGUGCAGAUGCUGAACGAGUGGUGCAGAAAGGAAACGAUUUAAGAGAGCGCAUUUCGAAGUUGAACCAUUCCAACGACAGUUUCGAUCGAGAUUCGGCAAGCAUUGAGAAGGAACUUAAAUCAAGUAUUGUACCGCUAUUGUACCGAGGCGAGUUGUACGGUUCGUUGAAACACCUGAAGAAAGAGGCACAAUCGUUACGAAAAAAGUUGAGACGAAGGAAGGCAGCUACGAUAGGAAAUGACAAUAAUAAUGGUAAUGAUGAUACGAGAAGGAACGCUUAA
Molecule: messenger RNA, 411 nt
Organism: Anisakis simplex (herring worm)
Lineage: Eukaryota; Metazoa; Nematoda; Chromadorea; Rhabditida; Anisakidae
Source: the annotation of a GenBank genome assembly